AUGAUUGAGAUACUGGGAGGAUGCUCACUGCUCAUCUCAGUCUUCAUCAUUUUCGUAGUUUACCAGAUCUACACCGUGUUAACCAUAGCUUACACUCGCUCCCUCUACAACGGCAUCCCCUCCCCACCCCUAGACAACUUCUUGAACGGACACCAACUAACCAUGGUGGCUGCUAAAAAGAGCAAUACUUUCCUUGAUUUGUUUGGGGCCUGGUGCAAGGAAUACGGGAGUUCUAUCAUGGUGUUUGCUGGCUUCAGAAACAUCCUCUUUACCGUAGAUCCUGAUAUGUUCAAAGUCGUUACCAGUGAUUUGAACAGUUUUAGUAAGUUGGAUGAUCUGCCAAACCGGUCGCUGUUUGGUCAGAGAAUUGCCGGAUGGAACAGUGUGUUGACUGGUGGUGGCCAUAACUGGGCUAUUAAGCGGAAGAUCAUGAGCAAGUUCUUCGCCAAAGCAAAUAUGAGCGAAGCUUUUGAGUUCUGUAAACCUUUGAUGCAAAACUACGUCAGGUCAACUCUUGCUCAAAAAGUUGGAAAAGGUCAAGUUCUUGAGCUGCACGAAGAGUUUUCUACAAUCUUUUCUGCAUAUCCAGCUGCUGUUGGAUUAAACGGCUUUGAUGAUCCUAGCACCAUUGGUAAAAAUAUUACCAAAAUUUUGGAAAUGAUUCCCAAGCAACUCGGGAAAAUGAGUUUGACUAAAAUUCUUUUUGCAAUGGGCAAAGAAAAAAACGAAACUGUUGAUAUGGUCAUUGCCAUGAGGACGCGACUCAAAGCCAUGUCUUUGGAAAAAUCUCAAGAGAUGAAAAGUUCUGACUCCGAGACACAGCCAACUGAUAUCUUUGGACUUCUGAUCCAAGCAAACGAACGUUGCGAUUUUCAGAGAGACCUUCUGGACGAAUACGUGGUGGAUGACAUCCUGACUGUUUACCUGGUGAUGGACAACAUGGUGAAACAGCUCGCAUCCCUCUUCAUCUUCCUAGAAUCACAUCAGCAGGUGUACCACAAAAUGGUGGAGGAGAUACGCCAGUUCACCCUGACAGACUGCACCUCCUUGUCCCAGCUGAGGUACACAGAGAAGGUCCUGUUGGAGUCACUGAGGAUGGCUCCUGCACUUCUUAGAGGGACAAGACUGCUCAAAACAGCAGGUGGGGGACCCACCAAGAUAGGUCACUACAUUCUCCCCAGUAACACCCAGAUACACUUCAGUCAGUAUCUUAUUCAUCACAAUGAGGACGUCUGGAAAGCUCCGGAUGUUCUAGAUCCGGAACGCUGGUCCGGUGGUUUCAAUCCGGAACCUUACACUUACAUGCCCUUCCUGGCAGGCCCAAGAGGGUGUCUUGGUAAACAUUUUGCAAUGAUGACCAUGAAACUCACUCUUGUUUCUCUACUUCAGAAGUUUGAUUUCACUCCUAGGCUUAGUAAAGAAAAGAAGCCAACUAUUGAUCAAGGUAUGGCUGUUAUGAGAAUCAGGAAUAAUGUCGACUAUGAGCUGGUACCAUUCUGUUAA
Molecule: messenger RNA, 1503 nt
Organism: Bolinopsis microptera
Lineage: Eukaryota; Metazoa; Ctenophora; Tentaculata; Lobata; Bolinopsidae
Product: cytochrome P450 3A29-like
Exons: 1
Coding region: 1-1503 (500 amino acids)
Biological process (GO): cholesterol catabolic process
Molecular function (GO): cholesterol 24-hydroxylase activity; heme binding; iron ion binding
Source: RefSeq, a predicted model, not a curated record